CAGCGUUUCACUCCAUUACCUCUUUUUGUGUAUGUCUUUGACGUGAGUGACCAUCACUUGAUCACUUCCACCACUUCCAGCCUAUUGUAGACAACUGUAGACAAUGAACAAACCAAACGCUUACAGAAGUGCAAGACGUGAACAACUCUCACAACAGGAGCGACUCAUUCAGCAAAGGAAACAAGAAAUUGAGGACAAAUUGAAUCAGAUGUCCAAAGAGUCUUCGGAUGACUGCAGUGACAGCAAAGAGUCGACUCCUUUGCCAGUGAUUAGUGACGACAAGAAUCCAGAGAUCAAAGAAGAGGUAGAAAUUAAGCCCACAAUCGAUGCAAAUGAGAGUCAGACACAAACGGAAACCAAUGAGACGUCGGCUCCAGUUAUCGCCAAUAAAUUCCAAAACGACGGCUCAUUUCUGGAGAGAUUUCUUCAAAUGAAGAAAAGUGUUGAACAAAACAGUGAACCGAUUGUGAAGACAGAGCCAAAUGACACAACGAAAGCGAUUAAACCCAUAAAAAUGGUGAUCAAAGAAAAUAGCUCCAAAUUGAAAGCCAUUUGUUCAGUGGAGGCAUCGACUGUAAAACUGUUUGAAGAGGACAUCAAAGAGGGUAAGGACAUUGAGUUGGCUAUAGAGAGGACUGCUAUUAGUGUCACAAUGAAUGGCGCAAAAGCGGAGGACAAUAUCCGUGAGUCGAAAGCCGAAGACACGCACUACAGUUGGCUCAGAGAUAAAGAGUCAGAAAAUUAUAGAUUUUAUCAAAAAAGAGUGGAAGAGCUGAAAGAAGCCAAAGUGAGGGCACAGAACGACGGCCUUUUCGAUGACGGCGCCGAGUCGUCGAGCAGUAGACCUGUUAAGAAGAAGCAGAAGAAGUCUCGUUGGAGUGACGAGAAGGUGGACUUAAAGCCAUCGGAUCCCACAUUAAUUGAAUACGCGUUGCAAGUGUUUGGGAGCACAGACUUAACGGCAGACCAAUGGAAACAACUCGAAGAUCAGCGAAAAAUGAAGAUAUUGUUCGAAAUGCUGCAGAAGAAGCAACAGAUGAACCAAAGAUUAGCCAAUAGUGGAAAAGUGAAGUAUGAAUACGAUAGUGAUGAAGAAGUGGACGCGACAGACGGCACGUGGGAACACAAACGGCGCCGACAGGAGAUGCUGGCGACACACACAUUGGCCAAUGAACUGACGGAAAAGGGGUCGGGAAAGCAUCACAUCGGAGACUUCAUGCCUCCCGAAGAACUCGACCGCUUCAUGAAGAAGUGGGAGGCACUCAAAGAUGGCGAACCACUUCCGGAUGAUUCAGAUUACAGCGAUUCCAAACUCAAAGAGGAUAACGUGGGCUUUAAAAUGCUUAAGAAGUUGGGAUGGAGUGAGGGUCAGGGACUUGGCUCACAGGGCACCGGUACUGCCGAACCCAUUAACAAAUCUGUGGGCGCUGUGAACAACGCUGGUUUGGGUCAAACACGUCCUGAAGAACUUAGUAAUACCGACGAUGAAUAUGAAGCCUAUCGGAAGCGAAUGAUGAUGGCCUAUAGGUUUAGACCCAAUCCUCUGAACAAUCCUCGUCGGGCUUACUAUUGAACCAUUACUUGCUUGUCAUGAAUAUAUAAAUUAUAAUAAUGUAAACUAAUUAUGAAAAUAUUAAUAUUAAUCUGAU
Messenger RNA from Oppiella nova, 1649 nucleotides. The record is from the annotation of a GenBank genome assembly. Lineage: Eukaryota; Metazoa; Arthropoda; Arachnida; Sarcoptiformes; Oppiidae.